Messenger RNA from Staurois parvus, 1432 nucleotides. The record is from the annotation of a GenBank genome assembly. Lineage: Eukaryota; Metazoa; Chordata; Amphibia; Anura; Ranidae.
AUGUCUAACUCAAAUAACGGAGACACCAAGGCCCAGUGCUUGCCCCGUAAUGGGCUGGUGAAGAUCCCUGGUCCCACCAAUGGCCUAGGCUCUGCCAGCAUCACCAAAGGAACACCAGCCGUCAAGAACCGAAUUUGCCAGCCUGCCUCAGUGCCAUCCAUUCCACCUCCGACCCACAGCAUCCCGCUGGGUCUCAGCCCUGGAGAAGAAAACCCUCCCAUUCCUUGUGGCCUCUCCAUGGACAGGGUUCAGAGCCAGGGCAUGGACUGUCACCUGGCCCUUGAUGAAAAGAUCCUCAACCGGCUCUUCUGUUUCUUCUCAGCCUGUGAGAAAUGUGUUCUUGCACAGGUCUGCAAGACGUGGAGGCGGGUUCUGUACCAGCCGAAGUUCUGGGUUGGACUGACCCCCGUUCUGCAUGCCAAGGAACUUUACAACAUGCUGCCCUCGGGGGAGAAGGAAUUUGUCAGUCUGCAGGGGUUUGCGGUGCGUGGGUUUGACUCAUUCUGUUUGGUUGGGGUUUCAGACCUGGACAUCUGUGAGUUCAUUGACAACUAUCCCCUGUCCAAGAAAGGGGUCAAGUCUAUAAGUCUGAAGAGGUCGACAAUCACCGACGCUGGCUUGGAGGUGAUGCUGGAGCAGAUGCAGGGCGUCGUACGAUUAGAGCUCUCGGGAUGUAACGAUUUCACGGAAGCUGGCUUGUGGUCCAGCUUACACGGACGCAUCACCUCCCUGAGCGUUAGUGACUGCAUCAACGUGGCGGACGAUGCGGUGGCGGCAAUCUCCCAGCUCCUCCCCAAUCUGGGCGAGCUCAACCUCCAGGCUUACCACGUAACGGACACCGCCUUGGCUUACUUUACUGCCAAACAGGGCCGGGCCACGCACACGCUGCGCCUUCACUCCUGCUGGGAGAUCACCAACCACGGCGUAGUCAACGUGGUCCACAGCCUGCCCAACCUCACCGUCCUCAGCCUCUCCGGCUGCUCCAAAGUGACCGACGACGGGGGUGGAGCUGGUGGCCGAGAACCUGAGACGGCUCCGAGGACUGGACCUGUCGUGGUGCCCCAGGCUGACGGACACGGCACUGGAGUACAUCGCCUGCGACCUGCACAAGCUGGAGGAACUGGUCCUCGACAGGUGUGUCCGGAUCACAGAUACAGGACUGAGCUACCUGUCCACCAUGACGUCACUCCGCAGCCUGUACCUCCGCUGGUGCUGCCAGGUGCAGGAUUUCGGAUUGAAGCAUUUAUUGGGUAUGAAGAGUUUACGCCUCUUAUCUCUGGCUGGUUGCCCAUUGCUGACAACCACUGGCCUUUCGGGCCUUGUUCAGCUACAGGAUCUGGAAGAACUGGAACUCACCAACUGCCCGGGUGCCACACCUGAACUCUUCAAGUACUUCUCCCAGCACCUGCCCCGCUGUGUUGUGAUCGAAUAA